Molecule: messenger RNA, 1970 nt
Organism: Cyprinodon variegatus (sheepshead minnow)
Lineage: Eukaryota; Metazoa; Chordata; Actinopteri; Cyprinodontiformes; Cyprinodontidae
Gene: dmrt2a
Product: doublesex and mab-3 related transcription factor 2
Exons: 4
Coding region: 184-1749 (521 amino acids)
Biological process (GO): regulation of transcription by RNA polymerase II; sex differentiation
Cellular component (GO): nucleus
Molecular function (GO): DNA-binding transcription factor activity, RNA polymerase II-specific; RNA polymerase II cis-regulatory region sequence-specific DNA binding
Source: RefSeq, a predicted model, not a curated record
UGAGUGUCUGCUUCAGAGCAAAGUUGGACGUGUUCUUGCCUCGACCCUCAUUUAUCCGCUCAAUUAACGACUAAUUGGCCUUCAAAGCUGGAGCCUGGGCGGCGCGUGGCCUUCAUCAGAACCCCGGACCGCUGGAGAACAAAAAACUGCGUUUAAAACUGUGGGAAACGACUAAAGGCAGACAUGUCGGGUUGCGAGUUUGAAAUCGACGUGGAGAGCCUGGAGGCUGAAAGCGACGACCUGCCGGAGGAUUCCUCCUCCUGCUGCAGCCGGCCGGGCUCCGCGCCGCUCGGCGCUGCCGCCUCAGAGGACGACGGGGACGGAGGGAAGAGCGACGGGAAGCCCGGCCCCAGCGGCCUGAGCUCGGGCGACCAGAGGAAGCUGAGCCGCACUCCGAAAUGCGCUCGCUGCCGCAACCACGGAGUGGUGUCCUGCCUGAAAGGCCACAAGCGUUUCUGCCGGUGGAGGGACUGCCAGUGCGCCAACUGCCUGCUGGUGGUGGAGAGGCAGCGGGUGAUGGCAGCGCAGGUAGCCCUGAGGAGGCAGCAGGCCACCGAGGAUAAGAAAGGGAUUUCUGGGAAACAAAUUCCAGCGGAGAGAAGGAUUUAUCAGCGGCACAUUCGGCCCUCUACAAUGCUAGCCAAAAGCAUCCUUGAAGGAUACCGUCCAGUACAGCCUGAGUCAUUCUUGGCAGCCAACGCCUCCCUUCCUCCACCACUGAGCGACCGAAUGAGGAAGAGGAGGGCUUUUGCCGACAAAGAGCUGGAGACCAUCAUGCUUGAGCGCGAGUACAAAGAGCGAGAGUUGAUGGAAAACAGCCAGGCGGCCCCCGGCCCGCUCCUCUUCCCCGGCGGCAUGGUCCACCAUGCCGCCGAGUACAGCUCCUACAAGACGGCCUUUUCUCCAACAGCUCAGGUCGAGCACCAGCCCAAAGAGCGCUGUGGCUUCCUCGGCUCCAGCUGUCUAGAUCUGCCAGCGCAGUAUCCCAGCAGCUCGGCCAACGUCGAGUUAAUCUCCUCCAACGUCAGCGUGGCCACCACCUACCGCCAUUACCCACUCCACCCAUCAAGAGGCAGCUUCAUGAUGUGGCCCCGUGGCGCAGCCAACCUGGGUGACGCUUUACUCUACCAGCAGUGCCUGUUUAAUGCCACAACGGUGCAAAAUAUGAAGCCAGGCGCCGUGUGGGAGCCCAAAGUGAUGCCUGCUGAGAGCCAGCCGCCGGAGCAAGAGGCCGCGGCUGCACUGGCUGCUAAACUGGAGGGAUCCCGAGCAGCUGCCCAGCAGGACUCAUUGGUCCUCCAUCGGCCAGAUCCCAAACCUCCUAGUGUCUCCCAAGCGGGGCCGAAGGAGUGCUCAGCCUUCUCUCCUCCGAAGAGGAGCUUCGGACACUCCUUCCCCAACAGCAAUCAUUCCCACAACUCAAAGCUGAGCAAGGACAAUGCUAAACUUUCCAUGAAACUCGACUCCUUCCACAACCUCAUCCAGCACUCGCUGGCUGAGAAAAGCAGCGGCGGAUCUGGGCAGGAGAUCAGAGCUCCGUACUGCAAGGAGCUCCUUGAAGAAGCUGCCCGAAAGUUCAGGGAGGGGAAUAACAAAGACAUUCAGGCUGGAAAGGCCACAGAGAGAUACGGCAAGGACUUUUCGACCAAACCUGUGGGGAACAAGAUGGCGUCUCGCGAGUCCCUUUCCUUUUCCGUGGAAGCCAUACUGAAGCGACCCACACCGGCCGUGAGCCGAGCAUUCCAUUAACUGUGAUCAGGAUCCCUUUUCUUGCACUACGAUAUGUUUUCAGGCUCAAAUGAAAAAACGCAGGCACUGCAAUACAAAGACAUAAAAAUCAAUCAGUGUGAAAUAUGUUUCUCCUUGUAAGAUAAAUGUACAGGAUAUUAUAUUUUACAUGUGCAUGUUUUAUUAAUGUUAUUGUGUAGAGUAUUUAAGCAUUAUCCAAUGUUUAUAGUUUCUAAUUUCAA